AAAAAUAUAUAACUCCAGGCAGUCCCUAAAUGAGCGCGUGUUAUUACUUUAUUGUAUACAGUCUAUGGUUAGUACCUAUAGAAAAUAUCUAACUUUACACUUUUGCAGGUGUACACGUCAAUUAUUAUAAUGUUAUGAAUGUCGUUGUAAAACAGCUGUCGGACUAAAACGUCACGACAGCUAGUUCAGCUUCAACCGUCCAUGUUGUCGUCGUGGUAACUAAUAUCUUAACGUCUUAUCAUGUGGGUUUUCGGUUACGGGUCUCUUAUAUGGAAAGUAGAUUUCCCUUAUGAAGAAAAAAGAAUUGGGUACAUAAAAGGCUUCAGCCGUCGUUUUUGGCAGGGCAGUACCGACCACCGGGGAGUACCCGGUAAGCCUGGCCGGGUGGUGACACUGGUGGAGAAUCCUGAGGGGUGCGUUUGGGGCGUUGCCUACAAGCUACCGACGGGCCGGGAGCAGGAAGUGAAGAGCUACCUCGACUACCGAGAAAAAGGUGGUUAUCAGGUCAUCACUGUGACCUUUCACCCCCGUCCACCGCUCUCUCCCUCGCCCAGCCAGACGCUGCUCUACAUCGGCUCUCAGGACAAUCCAGACUACCUCGGCCCCGCCCCUCUAGAGGAGAUAGCCAACCAGAUCGUCAGCUCUACCGGUCCAAGUGGGCAGAACACAGAGUACCUCUUUCAGCUGGCUGAUGCUAUGAGGACAAUUCUGCCGGAGGACUCAGACACACACCUGUUUUCGUUAGAGACUUUAGUUAGAGAACGAUUACACAAUGGGCAGAAACACUCACACACUCAAACUGGUUGAUUGUGGUCAGAUAACGAAUAAGACACGAUCACUCAUACACACCAGGCUGGAUUUGUCAAAGAAUCUCAGGGUUUUAAGUCAUAUACAUAAGGACAUAAGGGACAAUAAGGAUAUUUGUUGGGGACAGAAAAUAUGUUGACUAUAUGUCUGUUUUUAGUCUCACACUAGAAGUAAAUAUCUCCAUUUUGUCUCAUGCUGAAAAACAAUACAUUGCAGAUUAAAUGUAUUAAAAGCUGCUUCAAAAAAAAAAGAAAAGUGAAAUACAUAAAGGUACUGCAAUUCAAACUAUUGGAGUGUUUUUACAACAUAUGCUUAGAAUAAACCUGUCAAUUUAAUCGUUGUACAAUUAACAGUGCAAAUGAAGAAUGUUUUAUUUAUAAGUUUUCCAUGUCAAGAAAACAGAAAUCGACAUAACAUGAGUGUAACAAACCCCCCCCAUUCAAAAUGACAAAUGUGUUGAAUUAAUAAAUAUAUUCUGAGUGAAUACAUCUACAUUCACAUAUACAUUUGGUCUGUUUUUAUGAAUUUUAAAACAUGUGAUGUAUGCGUGUACUGAAAUAUAGGGCAGAGGCAGUAGUCAUUUCGUUACGAACCCAGAGCAGUAUUAUUUCAGUGCAUGACUUCUCAGUAUAUAGUUUUUUGGUUCACUUAAAGUGCCUGACAUGUGAGAAGAGCAGUGUACAGUGUAUUCCAGAUUGUACUCAACAGCUACACUACUUCUCAUUCUGCCAGCAUACGUCUCAGCACAGUGAACAUAUCAAAGUCAACAGCACUGCAUCAGAAAAAAAUCGACAUGCAGAAUAAAAAUGGUGACAGCU
Messenger RNA from Cottoperca gobio, 1625 nucleotides. It is a transcript of the gene chac2, whose product is annotated as ChaC, cation transport regulator homolog 2 (E. coli). Gene Ontology annotation, biological process: glutathione catabolic process. Gene Ontology annotation, molecular function: glutathione specific gamma-glutamylcyclotransferase activity. The transcript is spliced from 3 exons. The record is from RefSeq and is a predicted model, not a curated record. NCBI's taxonomy places the organism in Eukaryota, Metazoa, Chordata, Actinopteri, Perciformes, Bovichtidae. The coding region runs from base 241 to 807 and encodes 188 amino acids. Gene Ontology annotation, cellular component: cytoplasm.